Messenger RNA from Eucalyptus grandis, 2089 nucleotides. Its product is annotated as cytochrome P450 CYP82D47-like. NCBI's taxonomy places the organism in Eukaryota, Viridiplantae, Streptophyta, Magnoliopsida, Myrtales, Myrtaceae. Gene Ontology annotation, biological process: defense response to other organism. The transcript is spliced from 3 exons. Bases 143 to 1705 code for a protein of 520 amino acids. The record is from RefSeq and is a predicted model, not a curated record. Gene Ontology annotation, molecular function: heme binding; oxidoreductase activity, acting on paired donors, with incorporation or reduction of molecular oxygen; iron ion binding.
AAAAAAGAGAGGAGCAAAAACAAUGUACCCAGCCAUGAAUGUUCAAUGCCUUUUCCGUCUUUUGCACUAGGUUUGGAGCUUGAAACCCUCAAGUGCUUCACAACCUUUUCCUUGGUGCUUCUGCACGUUACACGCAGCAAAAAUGGACUCUCAGCUUCAAGACCUACUCCGCUUGUCCGGAAUAAUCUUAGCCAUCCUCGUCCUAUCAAUCUUUGUAUUAUUCAAAUCAACAUCAUCAAGCAAGCUCAAAACACCACCAGAAGCCCCGAGGGCAUGGCCCGUCAUAGGUCACUUGCCCAUUCUAGCGAAAUCCAAGCUUCCCCACAAGACCUUAGCGUCCAUGGCCGACCAGUGUGGACCCAUCUUCACCGUCCGGGUCGGGACGUUCCAGGCUCUAGUGGUGAGUGGUUCCGAGAUGGUCAAGGAGUGUUUCACCAAGAAUGACAUCGCGCUGUCCACUCGACCACGGCACGUGGCCCAGAAGAUCCUGGGGUACUCCUACGCCAUGUUCCCGUUUGCGCCUUACGGCCCAUACUGGCGCGAGGUGAGGAAGAUGGUCACCUUGGAGCUGCUCUCGAGCCGGAGGGUCAAAUCAUUUCUCAACCCUAUACAGGCCUCCGAAGCGGACGUGGCUAUUCAAGAGUUGCACGAGCUUUGGAUUGAGAACAAGGACGAUUCAGGCCACGUCAUAGUCGACUUGAAGCAGUGGUUUGCAAAGUUGACUCUGAACGUGAUCCUGAGAAUCGUGGCCGGAAAGCGCUACCGUGCAGCGGAUGAGGAAAAGAAGCAGCAGUGCCAAAAGGCGUUACGAGAGUUCUUCCACUUCUUUGGGUUGGUUUUACCAGCAGACGUUUUUCCUUUCUUGAGGUGGUUCGACUUGGGUGGACAUGAGAAGGCCAUGAAGAGGACUGCAGAAGAACUAGACGAAAUUAUGGGUGGUUGGUUGGAGGAUCACAAGAGGGAUAAUAAGGAUUUGGGUGAGACCAAUAGCAGUGGAGAUUUUAUGGACGUCAUGCUUUCGGUCCUUAACGAUGAUGAAGUUGGAGGUUAUGAUGCUGAUACGGUUAUAAAAGCUACAUGCUUGGCGAUGAUUGCAGGAGGCAGUGAUACCGCGAUGGUUACCUUGACGUGGGCAAUCUCGCAGUUGCUCAACAACCUUCACAUCCUGAAGAAAGCUCAAAAAGAGCUCGAUGCUCAGAUCGGCAAGCAUAGGCAAGUGAAAGAAGGGGACAUUGCUAGCCUAACUUAUCUUCAAGCCAUAGUGAAGGAGACCCUCCGGUUACACCCGGCAGCCCCACUCUCGGGGCCACGCCUAUUCACAGAGGAUUGCACGGUCGGUGAGUACCACGUCUCUAAGGGCACAUGGUUGAUCUUGAACAUCUGGAAAGUCCAAACUGACCCUAGGACAUGGCCCGAUCCAUUGGAGUUUAGGCCUGAGAGGUUCUUGAGCAGCCACAAGGACAUUGAUGUGAAGGACUCCAACUUUGCGCUCCUACCAUUUGGAGGCGGCAGGCGAAUCUGUCCAGGAAUAUCUUUCGGACUAGAGAUGGUGCAUUUUCUUCUAGCUAGGUUCUUACAUGCAUUCGAGAUAUCAACUGUGGACGACUCACCAGUGGAUAUGUCUGAGAUCUUCGGACCGACUAUUUUGAAAGCGACCCCGCUGGAAAUUAUGCUCAAGCCGAGAUUAACUCAAGAGCUCUACUAAUUGAGGUAAGGGACAGUUCAUAUAUCAAAUGAAAACUCUUUGGAAUGUACAAAUAAGUUAAUGUGUAUGCACUCUCUCCACGCGAGGCUCUUAAAAGACAUAAUCACAUAUCUAGACUCUACGGGGUGAAGUUGUUGGCACUGGAACAUCACUUGCAUGAAAGGGCUUACGAGCUUACGAGUUCGUGAUUACAUUAGGAUGUCGAAUGUCAUGUACUAUCGUUUACCACUUGCAUGUAUACCGUGUGACCAAUUAUCUAUGGAAUUCUUCAUGCUAUCCUUGCCCAAAUGCCAAUCCUACAGGUUUAGUUGCCAUCAAUAAGAUCUGGCCGUUAAAUCUCUUGUAGCCAUAAACAUCAUUAUCAUCCAUUGGAUGAUUGCAAUG